Messenger RNA from Bubalus bubalis (water buffalo), 1467 nucleotides. RefSeq lists its product as uncharacterized. Bases 1 to 1467 code for a protein of 488 amino acids. The record is from RefSeq and is a predicted model, not a curated record. NCBI's taxonomy places the organism in Eukaryota, Metazoa, Chordata, Mammalia, Artiodactyla, Bovidae. The transcript has 10 exons.
AUGAAAAAGACCUCAAGUGUUCAUCAUGGUUUUGUAAAGCAGUUCCUUAACCUGGAUCUUAUCUAUCCUUCUGGCCGCCUAGCUGUCUGCCAAAGCUAUUCUGCCCUCCCUUGGGGUGGCAUGUAUACCAACAUAUUUAGCGACUUGCCAAAUCAAGUUAUCCUGGGAACCUUCACACCUUUUGGAUGUGGUAGCAUUUCUUCUCCUAAGAGCCAAGUAAUAUCAAUGAUGUUUAAUCAGGAUGGAGGCGUGAUGCUCAGCAAAAAAGGAACCACUGUGAGGGAAUGGAUAUGGCCUUCAAAGGGAAAACUUGACGAUCCAGUUGAAAUUUGGGUGAAUAAGUUUAUUACCGUGAAGAUUUCUGGGCGCUUGGCCAUCACCUUGGUCUACAAAUGGCAUCCCCAAAGUAUAAGUCUAUCUCUGGCACCCGUAAAAUGCAAACCUUUUCCUCCACAGUUACCUGAGGCGUCAUUCCACGAUGUCAAUACUGUGUCCGAAGAAGCCAGGAAGCUAUUCAAGGCCUACAAAGUGAAGUGCAAGCAAAUGAAAUGCAUAACACAGAACAAAGAUCCUUCAAGUUUAACAGACUCAGUGGAUAUAGCUACAUUUGAUCCAGUAAUGGACAUAAGCCCUAUGUCUGACGUGGUAGCCAUUAUUAAAUUGAGAGGACUACAGACAAAGGCCAAGCAUAUCCUACUUCAAUGGCUUGAUCACUACAGAUUCGCCUUAGGAAUAGAAUCCCGACAUAUUUGCAAAAUGCCCAAGUUUCCACAAAAAGUGGUCAGAAGAAGAAUCUCAACAGCAAAAUUUCCUUUGAAACAAAGUACAAAGGAAAGCAAUGAGAAUAAGGAAUAUCUUCGAUACCAAAACACCUUCCUAAAACUAAAGGGUAUGUUUGAGCCUUUGCCUCUCCGUCAAAUUCGGAAGACCCCAGCCAGCAGUCCACCUGUCAGGCUUCCUCUCCCCAUUGAGAACAAGGAUGCAUGGUUUGCCUCCCAGCUGGUUUGUCCUGUGGUCCUAAGAUGGGCACUGUGUGGGAAUGACAGGAACAAAUGCCACUGUAGCACUUGCCACAUCCCUGAAGUGACAGACCUGGAAUAUGAUCACCUAAUAUUUGACCAGCUGUCCUCUGUGGAUCAGAUCAUUAUCGUCUAUGUGUUCUCAGCUAAGAAGAAGGACAGGACUAUGAGAGAAAUGGCCAAACUGUACACGAAACUGAAUAGACAUAGAAGCAUGCCUUGCGUUCAGUGUCGUUCAGAUGCCUUUCGAUUGAUGAAAUACAACAUCAUCACUGCAUCCAAAUUUACUAGUAGCAAAAGUCCACUUCUGGUUCAAAGGCACAAUGUCAUCCCAGGAAUUUUUUUGAGCAUUCACCCAAUAAGCACCCUCUUGGCUGGCUGUUUGGGAUAUCAGUGCUUUUUAAAGGCUUCCUUAGAUGAGUUUCAUGAGAAGCAACAACCUGGAUGA